Messenger RNA from Caenorhabditis bovis, 513 nucleotides. The record is from the annotation of a GenBank genome assembly. NCBI's taxonomy places the organism in Eukaryota, Metazoa, Nematoda, Chromadorea, Rhabditida, Rhabditidae.
AUGACUGGUGUCGGCGGCCGCCUCGGAUUCUCCUCUUCCGAUUCGUCGUCGUUGAUCGGAAUCGGAUUCUCAAAAUCCACCAUUCGAUUGGUGCAAAAGCUUGGCAAUGGCGUGUUUGGAACGAAUCGCCAUCGAUUCAUUCCAAUCACUGGAAUCCGUUUGAUCCAUUUCCUUGAUUCUCAGGAUCCGCUUCAAAUCGUCCUCCAAAUGUAGAUCAAUCAUGGCGAACUUCAAAGAAGACCUAGCCGCGAAAAUGAUGACGAGGAAAAUCGUGAAGAAUUUGUGAAAUCGCAAACCGUAGAAAAUGGAAGCGCAGCGCUUUCACAGCAUGUUUCCAAGGUUUCGAAAGAUCAGAUCCAUCGCAAACGACGGGACCAUAAAGAAAAAUCUGAAAAGAAGUUGAAGACGAAACACGGAAAGCCAGUCGACAAGCAGAAUCACGAAUCAAAUGUGCCAACAUUCGACGACAGCAUCUCGACAGUCAACGAGAGCCAGAAUCUCGGAGCACAGUGA